UGUAACGUGCGGUCGGCGGUCUGUUUUAAUCCCGAUAAAGACACAAAGGUGUAAAUUGGUAAUUAAAUUAUGUAACUCAAAAAAGACAACUAGCGAAUAAUGUCGUGCUUGUGAUUGAACGCGAUGCGUGCGCGUUUCUUACCCCGAGAUAUCAAGGAGGGAUAGCUGAUUUCACUGGAUUUUAAUGGUAUUUAAAAUAGUGGGUUUGGAAGAAACACACGUCUCUGUUUCCUGGCCGCGUCUUCCAGCACCAUUGGGAAACUGCACUCAAACUAGACUGGCAGUGCAUGAUGACCUGUGACGCCCCGCCCCUCUUUCCCAUGAUCCUCCGGGCCAGCAGGGAUGAUAUGGGCAGAGCCGGCAUGCGGGACUAGGCAGCAGCCAGAGGCACUGCUGUGCACAGCCGGGUGAGGAUGGAGUGUCAGAGCCGGACCGCACAGAGACAGCAGGACCGUCGGGGAGUCUCCGUUCAGCAGUGAUUAGCAGAGUCCCGCACUGACCUCCAGCUCCCGCCCCUCCGCUUAGAGGCCGAGGCUCCAGGACUCUCCUGCCUCCCUCUCUCUGCUCAGUGCAGUGUCUGGAGAUGACGACCAAGAGGAAGAUCAUGGGCCGGCUGGUGCCGUGCCGCUGUUUCCGUGGGGAGGAGGAGGUGAUCUCCGUGCUGGACUACUCCCACUGCAGCCUGCAGCAGGUGCCCAAGGAGAUCUUCAGCUUCGAGCGCACUCUGGAGGAGCUCUACCUGGACGCCAACCAGAUCGAGGAGCUGCCCAAGCAACUCUUCAGCUGCCAGGCUCUGCGGAAGCUGAGCAUGCCGGAUAACGACCUCUCCAACCUGCCCACCACCAUCUCCUGCCUCGUGAACCUGAAGGAGUUAGACGUCAGUAAAAAUGGGAUUCAGGAGUUCCCAGAUAACAUAAAGGGCUGUAAAUGUCUGUCUGUUGUGGAAGCGAGUGUCAACCCGAUCACAAAACUCCCUGAUGGGUUCACCCAGCUCCUGAACCUGACGCAACUCUUCCUGAACGAUGCCUUCCUGGAGUGUCUGCCGACCAACUUCGGAAGACUCUCCAAACUACGCAUUCUGGAGCUGCGAGAGAAUCACCUGAAGUCUCUGCCAAAGUCGUUACAUAAACUGUCACAGCUGGAGCGUCUGGACUUGGGCAGCAAUGAAUUCUCUGAGCUGCCUGAUGUCCUGGAGCAGAUCCAGCACCUAAAGGAGCUGUGGAUGGACAACAACUCCCUGCAGAGAUUACCUGGGUCCUUAGGAAAGCUGAAGCACCUGACCUACCUGGAUGUGUCCAAGAACCGGAUCGAGACCCUGGACUCGGACAUCUCCGGGUGCGAAGCCCUCGAAGACCUGCUUCUGUCAGCCAACAUGCUCCAGCAGCUGCCUGACUCCAUAGGAAUGUUGAAGAAGCUCACAACUCUGAAGGUGGAUGAAAACCAGCUCUCCUCCCUGCCUAACUCCAUUGGAAGUUUAUCUCUUUUAGAGGAGUUUGACGGCAGCUGUAACGAGCUGGAGACUCUUCCCUCCACCAUCGGAUACCUGCACAGCCUGCGCACCUUUGCAGCCGACGAGAACUUCCUGACGGAGCUGCCCAGAGAGAUAGGAAGCUGUAGGAAUGUGACGGUCAUGUCCCUGCGCUCCAAUAAGCUGGAACAGCUGCCCGACGAGAUCGGACAGAUGACCAAGCUGCGAGUCCUCAACCUGAGUGACAACAGGUUAAAGAAUUUGCCCUUUACUUUCACCAAGCUGAAGGACCUGUCUGCACUGUGGCUGUCAGACAACCAGUCCAAGGCCCUAAUCCCCCUGCAGUCGGAGGCCCAUCCUGAGACCAAGCAGAGGGUCCUGACCAACUACAUGUUCCCCCAGCAGCCCCGGCGCGACGAGGUUGACUACCAAUCAGACAGCGACAGCUUUAACCCCGCCCUGUGGGAGGAGCAACGGCAGCAGCGAAUGACUGUGGCGUUUGACUUUGAGGAGAAGGAGGAAGAUGAGAACAGUGCCGGGAAAGUGAAGGUUGAGAUAAACCUGAAGCGCUACCCCACCCCAUACCCAGAGGACCUGAAGAACAUGGUAAAAUCCAUGCAGGGCAUUGUGGGUAAGACCGGCCAUGCCCUCAGUGCUGAGAAGAUCACUGCCCGAACCAUGGAGCUGCACGGCAUGGACAAAUAUGAACACAAGUGGCAGCCCCCGACCGUCACCAAGGAGGUGACGGCAGAGGCAACGGAGAGAGAGGCCAAAGACUUCCAGAAGGCGGGGCUGGUGGACUCAGGCCCCCUGCACGCGCUGGCAAAGGAGAUGCUGAAGCGACAGGAGAAGGAGGGUUUGGCAGAGGGCUCUGAGGACUCCCGCUGUGGGUCUCCCAACGACAUCCGCAUUUCUGACAUGAGACCAAAGCUGGUGGAGCCUCCUGUCUACAAGCCAAAGGUUGUCUUACUGGGGAAAGACAAGAAAGAAUCAGCUGAGGAGUCGGACAUGGAUAAAGCGCAGUGCCUGAACACCAGCGGGUCGUCCGCCCCCUCCUCCGAAUACUCUCCCUCCCAGGCCUCCACCGGCUCCUCCAACCCGCCCGGUACCGGCCCCGCCCCACCCUCCGCCCCACAGGAGGCCACACCUGCAGCACACUGGACCAACAGGCUUGGCUCAGCCAUACCCCUGCUGUGUCAGAGGGAGACGCCGCCGCCCGGCACGCUGCAGCAGCGGGGUGAGAGACGCCCUCUCAGUGACACCUUCGACCGCUGGAACAACGCCCCGCACUACGACAACACGGCGUUCGUGGGCGAGGACGGCCCGGGCGAGCCGCCCUGCAGCGCAGCCCCCGCACACGGCCCCCGGCCUCAGAGCGCAUCGGGCCCCGCCCGGCGGCCCUUGCUCCGUCAGGACCGCAUCGUCGGCCUCCCCCUGGAGCUGGAGGACUCCCCCUACGCUGCUCGCCCCUCCCGAAACACACCCGAAGUGCCUCCCCCCCACAGCCGCUGGCACAACUGGACCAGAACCCCCAGCCCGCUGGAGGAUAGGACCGCAUUCCCGUCCAAGCUGGACCUGACCCGACCCGAACGGGGCAGCACCGAGCGUGAGGCGGGUGACAUGGGCGAGAUUCCGGGCGAGCUGCCGGGCGAGCUGCCGGGCUCCUUCCCCUCCGCUCGGGCCUGGGGCGCUCAGGACGGCCCGGAUUCGGGCACGGGGCGCGGGCUCUCCGGCACCUUCUCGCACCUGCCUGCGGGGGGCACCAUGGUGCUCAGCAAGAGCACAGAGAGACUGUCCCCCGUCCCCCGGGACGUCCGGUCCAAGUUUAAGAAAUCACAGAGUAUUGAUGAGCUGGAGGGAGGGUCCCCCACGGUGUACAGCAUCCCAUUGGACGGUGGCCGAGGGGGCAACGCCCAGGGCAGCGGGGAGCGGCCCGACCUCCCCUCCCUCCACCAGCAGAACAUUCCCCGCAGCCAGUCCGCCCCCAUGCUGGACGACGACGCCUUCGGGGUGACACAUAGCCCCCAGCAGCAGAGUGCAGGGCCCCCGCCGGGCAUCUAUCAGGGCGGCGGCCCCCAGGGGCCCGACAGGAGGGCGGCCGCCCCCUUCUCCUCUCCGGAGUGCGUGACUCAGGCGCCCCGGCCUGCCUCCAGAGGGCAGCGGGGGUACCUGCCCGGGGAGGCGGUGUUCUCACUGGCUCCGCCCCUGGGCGGUGUGGAGACAGGGGUCCCAGGGGGCGUGACGGGCGUGGCGCCGCGCUCGCGGCCAGGGCUGCUGCGGCGGGCGGACUCGCUGGUGAGCUCGGCGGAGUUGGCGGUGUUCCGGCGGGCGGUGGAGGCGCAGGAGCAGCAGCUGGCCGAGCGGUACCCGCGGCCGCUGCUCAGGACUGCCCCUGAGCACCAGAACAGCCCCGCCCCCGCUGCCACCGCCGAGCCGCACUUCUACAGGAGGAACGGCAGGUACGCCAACGAGUACCUGCCCUGCCCCGAGCCCAAGAAGCCCCCGCUGGGGUACCCCACCAAGAGCCUGCCUCAGCGCCGACCCCUGUCGGCUCGCAGCUUCAGCACGGAGGCGUACGGCGCGUCGCAGGCGCGGCCCGUCUCCGCCCGGCCCUCCAUGGCGGCGCUGCUGGAGAAGGCGCCGGCCGACCACACCCUGAGCCCCUGCCUGGAGCGCAGCCCCGAGGGCGACCUGCGCGCGCGGCCCGACAGCGCCUCCUCCAGGAUGCCCCCGGACUGGAGGCAGCAGCUGCUGCGGCACAUCGAGGCCAAGCGGCUGGACCGGAGCGCUGUCCUAAAGCACAACACGCUAAACUUGGGCACGCUGUGUUCUGGACGCUUUGCCACUCCGCAUGCCAGUGGACACAUGACAAUAAACUUACACAGUAACGCAAACCAAAGGACACUGUGGCCUGCUCUCCCCCAGGGACCUCUCCUGGAGAAGGGACAGGAGGAGGUUUCUCCCAUGAGUCAGUGGGGUUCCUGCGCUCUGGGCAGGAGAGAUGUGCCGCCUGAAAGUCUGAUGAGGAAGGCGGUCGGUCACCCCCACCCGUCCCAGGCCAUGAUGAUGACCCCCGCCUCAGCCACGCCCCCACACCGGCCACCCCAAGACCAGCCGUACGAGGGGGCCAUCAGCGAGCUGUCCUUCCAGCAGUACCCGGCCCCUCUGCCCCUGACCGCCUCCACCGCCAGUGCCCGGCCUCAGAGCGCCCGCUGCCUCAUCCAGACCAAAGGACAGAAGAGCAGGGAGGGCUACCAGGAGCAGUUCUGUGUGCGGAUAGAGAAGAGCCCUGGUCUUGGAUUCAGUAUCUCAGGGGGAAUAAGUGGGCAGGGGAACCCCUUUCGGCCGUCAGACAUGGGUAUCUUUGUCACUAGGGUACAGCCUGACGGACCGGCUUCCCACCUGCUUCAGCCUGGAGACAAAAUUCUGAAGGCCAAUGGACACAGUUUUUUAAACAUGGAACACACGACCGCUGUGGCUCUCCUGAAGAGUCUCCCGAACCCCGUGGACUUGAUGGUCUCAAGAGAGAACACAGCCUAGGUGUUUGUACCACUCCCAUAAUCCUCACACACACUGCACACCGGGACAUGUACAGAUUCUCCAACAGGUUUUUAUUAACAAACAAUAACAUUUGCCAAUUGCUGGAUCAAUGGCAAAUACUAGUGCCAAAUGUAUGAUAGCAUACAUCUUAUGUUAUUAAUGUAUAUAAAGGGAAAGUGUUUAAAUUUGAUGUGAACAUUAUUGAAAUGUAUUCUUCUCACUCAGCCUGAGGCUGGAGGUCGGUGCAAAUGUUUUUCGUUUUUUUGUUCGUGCAAUGUUACUUCAUUUUUAAGCCUUUUAUUAUUUUUAUUUUUUGUAGUAGUUUCUCAUUUAGAUUUGAAAGAAAGCACACUAGCUCUUUAGGAAUUACAGUCACCAUAAACACUGCCUCAACUUUGUAUAUGCCUUUAUAAACAUUUAAAAUAAAAAGGUUGAUAUGAAUGAAGACAGAUAUAGGGAAGAAUGUACGCUAUUUUCUUAAAUGAUUCAAUGCAAUGAAUUUAUCUAAGUCCAACAACCUUUCUUAACACAAAAUCAAAUGGAAAUUCACUUUGGAAAUACCUCCCUAAAGCUUCUGAAAUGGUUACACUACCUACUUGGUGCAGGUUGUUCACUAUGUAAUUUCAUUGCCUAGCAGAGACUCCUGUUCAGGGUAAAUUGUAGAUCAUUUUUUAUAAACCACCUAUUCACUCAUCUUGAUACUUCACUUAUGCAACUUGAGGUUAAGUUCCUAUCUAAAGGGUGCAACAUCAGUGCCCCACCAAAGCAUUCAAACCUGCGAACCCAUGGUAAUACAGCCAGCCCCCUUAGCGCUUCUCCACACUGGCCCGCUCCCUUACCACUACUCCACACUGACCCCCUCCCUUACCACUGCUCCACACUGACCCCCUCCCUUAUCACUGCUCCACAUUGACCCGCUCCCUUACCACUGCUCCGCACUGACCCCCUCCCUUACCACUGCUCCGCACUGACCCCCUAUUUGUUGUCUCCAUGGUGAGAAGGCUGUAAGCAGCCUCUACUUUGGUUGUGUUAGGAUGGAUGUGCCUGAGGUGGGGGCUUUGGUGGGGGGAAACUCUCCUCAUGCACUGUGUGAUGCAUCUGCAGAGCUGAACUAUAAGCCAGUGUCUGUCAGUCCUGAUCCCAGGAGCACUCAGCCUGCUGGGUUUACUCCAGCUGGGUUUGUCACAUAGGGCCUGAACUGAACAGCCAUCUGGAACCAACAUCUCUCCAUGGGUAUCUGCUAUAAGUCCUUUGCGGUGGAAAUGAUUGUGCAUCAUAUAAGUUUGCGAUGAAUUAGACCUGUCAAAACAAAUUUGAUGCAAAGUAAAUAGCAGUUUGUUACUGGAUCAUUAUGAAGUUUAGCUUGGUGUUCGGCCAUAAUAAUCUACAGCAUUGAACUUCAGUUUCUGCUGCCAGGACUUCAUUGUUUUAGCUACUGUAGGAGUGGCAGCUAACUAUCUGUUAGAGUAAAUAAAGAUAACAGCCACUGAACAUUCGGGACGUCUGACACACUUACAUUGGCGUGCACUGCUACAACAGCACCUUGCAAAUAGCUUUUUGCAUGGAACAUUGCCCAGAAGAAAAGAGUGGCAUAUUGAUAUGUGCACACCCAUUGUCCAGACUGUAGUAUCACAUGCACAGUCAUCACGCCUCUGUGAACAAGGUCCAGGGAGAAAAGCGGGGGGACAGAUGGUUUUAAUGAUGAAAAUACUGCUGGCCACCACAGGCAUCGUAAUCUGGUACUUUACUUAGUGUAUUUCCUGGGGUCUGCAACAGCAUGUUUUCACCGUCUUUGAAUAUGUUAUCAAGAAAGAUAGCUUGAUUGUACUUUACAGCUCAGGAUAAAAGGGUAAUAUUGUUGUAAAAUUGGGGUAACGUUGCCAUUCUGAGUUGCAAUAACCUGAAUGUCCCCCAGAGUUUGUGGCCUAGAGUUACGCUGCACCUGUAAAUCAGAGCUGUAAAGUGAAGAACCACAAAUAUUUCCCAGGAUUGAAGGGAUGCAUAUUAGCAUUAAAUACAUGUUUCACUGCUAUUCUGACAAACUUGAAGAAUAAUGUCAUUGUACAGACAGAUCAUUAUGAUGACAAUUGGUGCCAUAAUUUUACAAUCAAGGCUAUAUUACUGACGGA
Molecule: messenger RNA, 7137 nt
Organism: Megalops cyprinoides (Indo-Pacific tarpon)
Lineage: Eukaryota; Metazoa; Chordata; Actinopteri; Elopiformes; Megalopidae
Product: leucine-rich repeat-containing protein 7-like
Exons: 27
Coding region: 584-5008 (1474 amino acids)
Biological process (GO): neurotransmitter receptor transport postsynaptic membrane to endosome; neurotransmitter receptor transport, endosome to postsynaptic membrane
Cellular component (GO): postsynaptic density; postsynaptic membrane; adherens junction
Molecular function (GO): protein binding
Source: RefSeq, a predicted model, not a curated record